Messenger RNA from Gadus chalcogrammus (walleye pollock), 3245 nucleotides. It is a transcript of the gene fam20a, whose product is annotated as FAM20A golgi associated secretory pathway pseudokinase. Gene Ontology annotation, cellular component: Golgi apparatus. The record is from RefSeq and is a predicted model, not a curated record. Gene Ontology annotation, molecular function: protein serine/threonine kinase activator activity. The transcript has 11 exons. Bases 545 to 2152 code for a protein of 535 amino acids. Lineage: Eukaryota; Metazoa; Chordata; Actinopteri; Gadiformes; Gadidae.
ACACAGAGAUAAGCAGAGAGAGAGAGAGUCAGAAGGGGGGAGUGUCAGAGAGAGAGAGAGAGAGAUAGAGAGUCAGAAGGAGAGAGUGUCACAGAGAGAGAGAGAUAGAUAGAGAGUCAGAAGGAGAGAGUCGGAGAGAGAGAGAGAUAGAGAGUCAGAAGGAGAGAGUCAGAGAGGGAGAGAGAUAGAGAUUUAAAAGGAGAGAGGAUCAGAGAGAGAGAGAUUGAGAAGAGGAAGAGAGAGUGUCAGAGAGAGAAUGGUAGAGAGAAAGAGGAGGAGAGGGUAAGAGAGAGAGCGAGAGAGAGAGAGAGAGAGAGAGAGAGAGAGAGAGAUGACCCAAAACAAGACUUGCUGCUUACCACUUGGCUCUUUGGGCCGUCUGACUGGAAACUGGGAGUUCCUAAUCUGAUUCCCUAACGGACACUGGAGGAGCAACUCUCAAGUUAUUUCUUCCCCACUUUUUUGUCGAGUUCCAUCUUUUUGACCUGGAUACCUGUCUGCCUCCUCCCUCUCCUCUGCCUGUGUGCUCCCCCCCUCCGGGACCAUGAGGAGGGACCGUCUCCUCCUGGCCACCACCCUGACGCUGGUCUUCACCGCAGACCUCUACUUCGUGCUGCUGCCCAAGCUCCAGGACUUCCGGCAGGCCGGGGGCCCCGGCUGCGUCUGCGCCCGGGGGAACGACUCCCUUCCCAGGCAGGGCGGUCUCGUCAGCCCCCGGCUCUCCAACAGCACCGACAGCCUCCAGGACAGCGCUGAGAGCGAGCUCGAUGACGGGGGCUCCAAGCUGGACAGGCUGUUUGACCAUCCCUUGUACAACAUCCAGACUCCGGUGCUGGGGCCGGAGGAGAGGCUGCUGCAGGCGGAGCAGCUCGUCGCCUACUACCAGAAGAAAGUGUCACGCUGGGAGAGACACAUGGAGAUGUACAACGAGGCGGCGGCAGCCUCAAAUAUCACUGUGCCCAAGCACAAGGUGACCUUUGACCCGGAGGUCAGCUGGCUGAAGUUCCACCUGGGGAUCAACCGCUACAGCCUGUACUCCCGCCAGGAUCCGGCCGUCGGCCAGCUCCUCCGGGACAUGCACGACCUCACCAUCAUCAGUGCAGAUUACACUCAGGACGAGAAGGCCCUGAAAGGAGCAUGUGACUGUGAGCAAGUGGUGAAACCCAGUGGACACCAUCUGAAGUUGGCUUUGAAGAUGAAUGACUUUGGCAAAGCCAUGUUUAAACCCAUGAGGCAGCAGAGGGAUGAGGUCACCUCUGAGGACGUUUUCUACUUUGUGGAUUUCCAGAGGCACAACGCAGAGAUCGCUGCCUUCCAUUUAGACAGGAUCCUGGACUUCCGGAGAGUUCCGCCAGUGGUGGGUCGCCUGGUGAACAUCACGGUGGAGGUGCUCCUCGCCACCCACAACCAGGACCUGAGGAACGUCUUCUUCACCUCCCCCGCGAAAAACACGUGCUUCUUCGCCAAGUGUCUGUACGUGUGCAAGACGGAGUACGCCGUGUGCGGGAAGCCCGACACCCUGGAGGGGUCUCUGUCCACCUACCUGCCCGGGCUCAGCCAGGCCCCCCGGGUCUCCAUCGCCAGCCCCUGGAUACGCUCCUACACCUUCGAGGGGCGCAAGGACUGGGAGGUCAAUCCGUUCUUCUGCGACACCAUAAAGCAGAUGUACCCCUACAACUCCGGCAACCGACUCCUGAAUAUCAUCGACAUGUCUAUCUUUGACUUCCUCAUGGGUAACAUGGACAGGCAUCACUAUGAACUCUUCACCAAAUUCGGUGACGAGGGUUUCCUUCUGCACUUUGACAACGCCAGAGGGUUCGGACGGCCCUCUGAAGACGUGAUGUCCAUUCUGGCCCCGUUAUCUCAGUGCUGCAUGAUCAAGCGGUCGACGCUGAUGAGGCUGCGGCUGCUCUCGCGGGAGCGCUACCGCCUCAGCGACGUGAUGCGGGAGUCCCUGUGGGGAGACCCCCUGCGGCCCGUCCUGACCGAGCCCCACCUGCUGGCCCUGGACCGCCGGCUCAAGAGGGUCCUGGAGGUGGUGGGGGGCUGCGUGCGGGAGCUGGGCGAGGAGCAGGUGGUCACCACAGACUACGCCCGGUCCACCGAUCCGCCCUGGACCAGCACCGUGGCGGGGGAGGGGGCGCAGAGGUAGCAGAGGAGGAGGAGGAGGAGGAGGAAGAGGAGGAAGGGAGGGACGUGGUCUCGUUUCCAAAGAGGCCCAUGGACUGCAUGUUUGAUCGAAGACCUUGGAGGGACAUUGCAUUGUGUGCACGUGCGUGUGUGUGCAUGUGCGUGUGCGUGUGUGUGUGUGUGAGAGACUUUCAACUGGAGAUACCUGGGAGAGAUUGACCGCAGGACAGACUGUGGACAGGGAAUGAUGCGUAAUGACAACCUUCAGGAUUUUGAUGAGCAAAGUGGGAGUAACCCCCCAGCAACCCCCCCUCCCUCCCCCGACACCCAACAGUGUUAUCAGAAUUAUUUGUGAUGUGGAAUGUGAUGAACAGCCCAGGUGGCUGGUGAUGGAUUUCCCAAUCACAAAAACAAGCUCAACACCUUUUCCAUUUCAUGGGGUUUUCAAGCUACCUUGUUCCGGGAGGGGCUGAUUCAGGACUCCAGAGACUGGCUUCUGCUUGGGAUUCAGACAAGCCUUUUAGAGAAGGAGAAGCCAAUAUGCAGUUAGACGACCUCUCACGCAACAAGUGGCACUAAGCUGCCACGACUACUCGCCUCAGCCAUGAACAGACCACUGAGCAUCCAUCCCCUGCUCUGCUUUUCGUUCUCUCAUUUGACACACCCAAGCCAGCACCAGGAAUAAUAUUGGUAUCAUUAAAGUUUAUUGGUUUACUAAUCAAAUCUAUUUGUAGAGUAAAAUAGGUUAUAUCUUGCCAGUACCAGGAGAUGUAGAUGUAGAGGUUGUAGCUUUUUUGCUUUCUAACUUACUAAAAAAGCAGCUUUAUACAUAAUUUAUUUCAUUACAUCGAUUAUUAAUAUAAAUUAUUACAGAAAAAUACCAAAAAGUCAAAACAAAAGAUACAACUUCAGCCUGUGUCAUGAGCUCCCAGCGUCGAUGGACUUGUGUGUAAAUAACAAUAAAGAUCUUAAUUUACAAUAUGAGUAAGUCUAACAAGGUUUGCUGAAGCGGCAUCUGAACAGGGCCUUCAUGGCAGGACAGCCGGAAGACACAGCGAUCGAUGUGUGCAGAGCGCGGGAUGACACGCCUUAAUGAACAUGACGUGGAGAUCCAC